AUGGUAACCGAUCAAAAGCAUUCAUCCGAUAGUAUAGCUAGCGAGCAGGGAGUUAUCCCAAAUACAGAAAAAUUAGCCCGAUUAUUGGAGGCAGAUAAGCAAAAUGUAGAAGCAUAUAGUGCGCUUUCCAGUAUAAGAGAGGCACUAAAGAAACAAUUCGAAGAUUGUCAUUCCCAAAAUAAUACUUUAGAAAAGAGGGUAAAAAGACUGGAAAAAGACAUAAGAUCCUUAAAAAUCGAAUUUGGGGAUCUGGACGAAUGUGUGGAUAGGGAAACUGUGGUCGACAUAAUACAUGAAAUAGUUCCCUCGCUUAUUGGUAAAAAAGGGUCGAGAGGCGCUGUGUAUAGAGGGAGUUCCUCCUAUUCGUCUGAAUCUUCUGAAGGAUCUGAUUCGGUCGAGACAAUUGUGAUAAGAAAGAGCGAGGAUAUCCCUCAUAAGCAACGAAGGAAGGCACGACUAAGAAAGGUUAAACGGUUAGUAGUUUGA
Molecule: messenger RNA, 486 nt
Organism: Rhizophagus irregularis DAOM 181602=DAOM 197198
Lineage: Eukaryota; Fungi; Glomeromycota; Glomeromycetes; Glomerales; Glomeraceae
Source: RefSeq, a predicted model, not a curated record